Molecule: messenger RNA, 1521 nt
Organism: Populus trichocarpa (black cottonwood)
Lineage: Eukaryota; Viridiplantae; Streptophyta; Magnoliopsida; Malpighiales; Salicaceae
Product: 1-aminocyclopropane-1-carboxylate oxidase homolog 1
Exons: 3
Coding region: 117-1217 (366 amino acids)
Source: RefSeq, a predicted model, not a curated record
ACAAGUGUGUGUUUAGUAUCGCUAUUAAAUCCCACUCAGUUAUCAUAAUCUUCUGUCGUUAUCAUAAACAGGUCUCUUCUCCUUGGAAAUUAACCAACAACGAUUACAUUAGAUACAUGGAAAGCUCCGAAACGCAAUUAGAUUUGGUGCAAAACGGAUCAGGCUAUGACAUAGAAAAAGAAAUCAAGGCCUUUGAUGAAUCAAAGGCUGGUGUUAAGGGUCUUGUAGAUUCUGGGAUAGUAAAAAUACCACCCUUCUUUGUUGUUCCAGAAAAAGUAGUCUCUUCUCAACCGACUCCUGCCCAUCUUCAGAUUCCUGUCAUAGACCUCGAAGACAUCCGUGAUGAUCCUGUUCGACACGAAAAGGUCAUCAAGGAAAUACGAAGUGCUUUAGAGAUAUGGGGUUUCUUCCAGGUUGUGAACCAUGGUGUAUCAAAGGAUAUUACGGAGGGAAUGAUUGAAGGAGUGAAGGGAUUUCAUGAGGAAAAGAAUGAAGUCAAAAGGGAAUAUUAUACGAGGGAUGUGAAGAAGAAGGUGACUUACACUAGCAAUACUCUUAUUCAUAAGACAAAAGCAGCGGAUUGGAAGGAUACCUUGUAUUUUCGAAUGGCUCCUGAUUCUCCACGUCCUGAAGAACUUCCAGUUGUCUGCAGGGAGACAACAAUCAAGUAUUCGGCAUAUAUAAGGGGUUUAGGGGAUACCCUUCUUAAAUUAGUAUCGGAGGCUCUUGGACUCAAUCCUAAUUAUCUGAUUGAAUUUGGGUGCGCUAAAGGGCUCAAGAUUAUGUGCCAUUACUAUCCACCGUGCCCUGAGCCCAACCGAACUCUGGGAAGCAAACCGCAUACUGAUCCUGACUUCUUGACUAUCCUUAUGCAAGACCAUAUUGGUGGUCUCCAAGUUUUUCAUCAGAAUCAAUGGAUUAAUGUCCCUCCAAUUCCAGGAGCUUUUGUAAUUAACGCUGGUGACCUUCUACAGCUUAUAUCAAAUGGAAAGUUCAAGAGCGUUGAGCACAGGGUGCUGGCUAAUCACAAUGGCCCAAGAAUAUCAGUGGCCAGCUUCUUUGCUAUUUAUGACAGGAUUUGUGGUCCAAUAAAAGAGUUGCUAUCGGAUGAAAAUCCUCCGUUGUACAAGGAAGUCCCUCUUAUGGAAUACAUUACUCAAUACAUGUGGAAAGAACAAGAUGGAGGAAUGACCACACUUGAUCGUUUCAGGCUGUGAUUUUGGAAAUUAGAGCACGUUGAAGUCUACUUGCUCACUCCAUUUCAGUCAUUCCAAAAUUUUACAUCUCAGCAGCCUCUGCUCGGGGAAUUCAUAACAUUUAAGUUUCUGGUGGUGUUUGAUAAGCAUUGAAUGCGCAUUUGUGUGUUGCAGUCAAGAAUUUAUGCUUGAUUUUUGUUGUUUCAGUUAAUUUCAGUGAUGCACUUGAGAAACCGAACCAUUUAGCAUAUCAGAUUACUCUGUUGUAUGUUAGUGGCAGCUACACACCUAUCUACAUGAUCUUAUUCUUGUCGUUUUAGCUAAA